AUGAAGAGAGAUAAAACAAACAAUAAUACUACAACUACUACAGCACCAGUCGAUCAAGCCUCCGCACCUGCCCCACAGUCAAAGGUGGUCGAGCCAGUCAGAGUUGCACUAUACGAUGGUGUAGGACAGAAGCAAGCAUUGGAUGAUGCAAUUGUUAGAUACUUUACAAGUGAACUUAGUUAUGAACAGGUACACACGAUCAACUAUAUCAAGGUGUUGCUGGGACUGGUGGGAUGUAUCCUUGCUGGCCUUGCUCAGUUCUACCCUGAGCCAUUCCCAAAGAAUAAGCCAGUAUUGAUCAUUUGCGUACUAUUGUAUAUGCUAAUCUCAUUGGCGUUGUAUUACAUUGCACAGUUUGUACAGAAGGAUACUAUACUCUUUGGAAGAGCCAAGGAGAGCGGCAACAGCGACUUUAGAAUCAGCACAUCUCUGCCGCGAUUCGAACCAAACUACACGAUCAAGUAUGAGAGUGGCAAGGACAUUGUUCACAGCGUCACCAAGCCAAUCAACAACUACUUUAACACCAGUGGAUUGCUGGUUGAGGCUCCUCUAUUCAAGGACCUCCACAAACUACACGAGAAGGCAAUCACCAAGAAGUCAAAGUAA
Acytostelium subglobosum LB1 is the source of this 606-nucleotide messenger RNA. RefSeq lists its product as hypothetical. Gene Ontology annotation, biological process: protein targeting to ER. The record is from RefSeq and is a predicted model, not a curated record. The coding region runs from base 1 to 606 and encodes 201 amino acids. Gene Ontology annotation, cellular component: signal peptidase complex; membrane. Lineage: Eukaryota; Evosea; Eumycetozoa; Acytosteliales; Acytosteliaceae. The transcript is spliced from 3 exons.